CACAGCCGCUCCCGCCAUCGUCGCCCGUUAGUUCUGAAACAUUAUCUGGUCCCUUCCUCCCACUCCCUCUUGUUUUCAUCAUCUUUUCGAUUUUUACAUUAUCUCUGUCCUUCAGAUGACUAGUAACAUGAGCACAAGGAAAUGCGGGUUAAUUACAAUAAUAAUUUGCUAAGGCGGAAUAAUGCACCGUUUCGAUUUUAGAAUCCGAUGCUAUCUUAGCUUUCAUCAUCAUCAUCGCCACAUUUCUGCUUCGUCGUCUUCUUUUUCCAAAAGAUCCAGCAAACCAUCUGACAAUGCUGCAAAUCUCCCAAUUGUCUCCCCGCCAGUUUCACGCGACCAUGUCCCUGCCGCUCUCUCUCCUCCUCCAACUUCAUCAUUCUCCCGCGGUUCCGUGAUUGCUAUUUCUACUACUUUGGUUUCCUCUUUACUUGCCUCCAUCGCCUAUCUUUCUUCUGAUUACCAUAAUCAACGGAAAUCCGACGAUAAACCCUCCAGUCCUCUCCUUGCUGGUGUGGAACGCGCCGUGCACAAGUCCAGUGACUCUUUCAACCAGAUUUUCCGUCACAUCAAACGCACGAGCGUGGCUGCUUCCGUCCUCUGGCAGUCAUUGACCUCAGUGUUGUCUUCCGCCAAUCAUGAGGUUCGUUCUGGUUUCGAGAUUCGUGUCGCCGCAUUGCUUGCUGACAUUGCCGCCGCAAAUUCUAGUCGCAGGGCUGCGAUCGUCGGAGCUGGUGGCGGCGCCGUGGUGGACUGGUUGCUGGAAUCGGUGGCCGUUGCCAAGGAUGGCGGUGGCACUCAGGCAGAAUCGGCGAGAGCGCUUGCUUACUUGAUUGCCGAUCCCAAUGUAUCUGCUAUUGUACUUGGGCGGCCUCACGCCAUUCCAAAUCUUUUAAAGUUUAUUUUUUCUUGUCAUCCUCGGCGAUUGAAGAAGCAGCUUUCAAGGCGGAGUUCUUUUGAUAUGUCUGAUUCUUUAAAAGGGAGGAGCAUGCUUGUGACUGCCAUUAUGGAUAUCGUUACUUCCAGUUGUGACAAUGUAGAAGAGAUAUCUUUUAAGCCUCCUUUGCCAGGAAAUGCCGAUACCAGAGAUAUUCUAGCUGCCUUACAGGUAGUUGAGGAAGGUUGUUUGCACUUGGAUGAGCCAAGCGGAAGUGAAGGUGAUGAAGAUGGCGGAAUAGGGAGGAGAGUUGUUGGAAUAAAAAUACACGAAGGUACUACAGUUUUAGGGCUUUCAAGAACCAGCUGGCUAACAGAGCUGGAUAGCUCUGAUUAUAGUCAGCCAGAGCCAGUAAAGAAUCAUGCUCCUGAAACUCUUGUGUUACAAAAUAAGAAUGAUGAUUUUCUUGGACAUGCAAAAAUGCCCUCUUCCGUUGUCCCUGGUCUCUGGGAUGAUUUGCAAUGGGAACAUGUUGCUGUUCCUUUUGCCACGUGGGCAUUGGCAAAUUGGGCAAUGGCAUCACAGGCAAAUAGAUCUCAUAUUCAAGAACUGGAUAAAGAUGGAUAUGCUAUCAUGUCCGCUUUAAUGGUCCCUGAGAGAUCUGUGAGAUGGCAUGCAAGUUUGGUGGCACAAUCACUAUUGGAGGAUCGCAAAAUGCCUUUGAAUGAUUUUGUUUCUGAUUUGAGUUCCAGGCUUCUUUCUACUAUAUCCGAGGCAUGUGAGCAUGAAGACAUUUCACUGGCUCAGGUUUCUUUGUCUGCCUUUCUGUUAUCUGUUGAGAGGAGUCGUGGGGCCAGGAAUAUAGUGAUGGAAAAAGGUCUUAACACACUGAGAGGAAUUGCCAAGCAGACAACAAAGCACACAAAGGUGCAAGAAGCAAUAGCAAAGGCAUUAGAACUUCUCUGCACAGAAGAACUGCAUUUUUCCCUUCAAGAGGGUCAAAAGUGGUCAGGAAUUCUUCUUCCAUGGGUUUUUGGAAAAUUUUCUUCUGAUGCAAUGCGAUCUUCAGCUAUAAAGAUUCUCUCUGGGAUCCUUGAAGAUUAUGGACCAUUGACUGUACCAGUUUCUCAAGGAUGGUUAGCAUUGUUGCUAACUGAAGUCCAAAGUUCUAUCAAGAAAUCACAUAAUAAAGGCACUAGUCCGAAAAGUGAUAAUGUCAAGACUUUGAUCUAUAACUCAAAUGCUGCUUCUGCUGCACAAGUAGCAAAUCAGUUAGCUAGUGCCGUUGUUAAUCUAGUGGCUAAACAAAUGGAACCAGCUGCUUCUGAUUCUUUGGAAACAUUCCCACUGGCAGAUUUUCUUUCUUUGGAUCCAUUCUUGGGACUAUUUAAAAAAUUAAAUAAAGAUAGUCUGCCAAAAUUAGAUGCUGCAAAUUCUGCCUUGGCGACCCUAAAAGGAAUUAAAGCUUUAACUGAGGUGUGUGCUGAAGACUUUCAACAUCAAGACAUGAUUGUUGAUUUGGGUAUUUUGUGUUUGCUAAGGCGCUUUUUAUUAAGCGAUGAUUAUGAGAAGCUAGCUGCUAAUGAAGCAUAUAAUGCAUCUAGAGCUCAUGAGGGGCAUGAGCGGAAUUUAAAUAAUACUGAUGAACCAUCUAUAUCAGAUAUAAAUGACUCAUCUAGUGUUCGGGUUCCACCUACAGCUCGUAUCCGCAGGCAUGCAGCUCGGCUGUUGACCAUCCUCUCAAACCUUCCCAAAGUCCAGAAGAUCAUAAUAGCUGAUGGAAUUUGGUGUAAAUGGCUUGAUGAUUGUGCUAAUCGUAGGCUUCCUGGUUGUCAGGACCUCAAGAUGCAAAGUUAUGCCAGGGCAGCACUCCUAAAUGUAUUUUGCAAUUACCAGCAUGAUGAGAAAACUGGAAGUAGAACCUCAUCUGACACUGGUUUACUAACUAAUAAGAACUCUUGCCCCCGUUUUGGUGACAUGAUAUUCUUAAUAAAUCCUCAUCUUUCUGUCUGGGAAUGCCCCAGAGAAAUAGAUCAAGAAUACACAGUCUCAAAGGAGAUAUCUGUGGCUACUUCUGAUAAUGAGGAUGGAACCAAACAACCAAAUGAUGGUAGCUUCACUAAUCCUACUAAUUCAUCCAAAAGCAGCGCAGCUACAAAGUUGCCUUCAAUAGAUGUUAUUUUUGUCCAUGGCCUUCGUGGUGGGCCUUUCAAAAGUUGGCGCAUAGCUGAGGACAAAUCCUCAACACAGUCUACCUUGGUGGAGAAGAUUGAUCAGGAGGCAGGAAAGCUUGGAACCUUCUGGCCUGGUGAAUGGCUUUCCAAUGAUUUUCCUCGAGCUCGCAUGUUUACCCUAAAGUACAAGACUAAUCUCACACAGUGGUCUGGAGCUAGCCUCCCACUUCAGGAAGUAAGCUCUAUGCUGUUGGAGAAGCUUCUUGCCGCAGGAAUUGGGAAUCGGCCUAUUGUUUUCGUGACUCACAGUAUGGGGGGCCUGGUUGUGAAGCAGAUUCUUUAUAAAGCGAAGGAAGAAGGUUUUGAUAACCUUGUAAAAAAUACUAUAGGGAUAGUCUUUUAUAGCUGCCCACAUUUUGGUAGCAAACUUGCAGAUAUGCCUUGGAGGAUGGGCCUUGUGCUUCGCCCUGCUCCAACGAUAGGGGAGCUGAGAAGUGGAUCUUCAAAAUUAAUAGAGCUAAAUGAUUAUAUUCGUUACCUUCAUAAAAAGGGGAUGCUUGAUGUUCUCAGCUUUUGUGAGACCACAGUAACUCCAAUAGUUGAAGGUUAUGGUGGUUGGGCCUUAAGAAUGGAAAUUGUAUCAAUAGAAUCUGCAUAUCCUGGAUUUGGCGAACUUGUAGUAUUGGAGUCUACUGAUCAUAUAAAUUCUUGCAAACCAUUGAGCCGCUCAGACCCUUCUUAUAGGGAGACAUUAGAGUUCAUACGGAAAUUAACGGCUUAUAGUUGAGGCCAUUCUGCUGGAUUGAGACAAUAAUGU
Messenger RNA from Neltuma alba, 3865 nucleotides. RefSeq lists its product as uncharacterized. The record is from RefSeq and is a predicted model, not a curated record. NCBI's taxonomy places the organism in Eukaryota, Viridiplantae, Streptophyta, Magnoliopsida, Fabales, Fabaceae. The transcript is spliced from 10 exons. Bases 182 to 3835 code for a protein of 1217 amino acids.